Messenger RNA from Sphenostylis stenocarpa, 2118 nucleotides. The record is from the annotation of a GenBank genome assembly. NCBI's taxonomy places the organism in Eukaryota, Viridiplantae, Streptophyta, Magnoliopsida, Fabales, Fabaceae.
AUGACCUUUCUAUCAUUAUCCGAUAGCAAUUACGUAAUCUGUGGACUUUGUGCAGAGGUCUUGAAGAAGGUGUGGGACUUGUCUGAUCAGGACAAUGAUAGCAUGCUUUCUUUGAAGGAAUUUUGCUUUGCUCUUUAUUUGAUGGAACGGUAUAGGGAAGGUCGCCCUCUACCACAGUCUCUUCCAAGCAAUGUUAUCUUUGAUGAGACACUGAUGUCUAUGACAGGCCAACCAAAAAAUGCUUACGGAAAUGCAGCCUGGGGUAUCAGCCAAGGUUUUCAGCAGCAACAAGGGAUGCCAGGUGCUCGGCCAGUGGCACCAACAGCUGGUUUGCGGCCACCAGUGCAUGGAAUUUCUGCUCGCGCUGAUGGCAUUACACAGCCCAAUCAGAAAAUGUCAGGAACACCUGUGUUGGAGGAUUCCUUUCUGAACCCCAUAGAUAAUGGUGAGCAGAAUAUAUUGAACUCAAAGCCUCAAGAUGCAACAAGCGCAGAGAAAAAGUCUGAUGAAGCUCAGAAUGUGAUUUUGGAUUCAAAAGAGAAGAUCGAGCUUUACCGGAACAAAAUGCAGGAAUUGGUUCUAUAUAAAAGCAGAUGUGAUAAUCGAUUAAAUGAGAUUACAGAAAGGGCAUCUGCGGAUAAGCGUGAGGCAGAAUCAUUGGGCAAGAAAUAUGCAGAGAAAUAUAAACAAGUAGCAGAAAUAGCAUCAAAAUUGACUGUUGAAGAAGCUAAAUUUCGUGAUAUACAGGAAAGGAAGGUCGAGUUACAGCAAGCAAUUGUCAAAAUGGAGCAAGGAGGCAGUGCAGAUGGCAUUCUUCAGGUCCGUGCUGAACGCAUACAGUCAGAUCUUGAGGAGUUAUUUAAGGCUCUAGCUGAACGGUGCAAGAAACAUGGGAUAGAUGUGAAGUCAAUUACAAUGGUUCAGCUUCCUGCUGUGAAUGCAUUUCUCUCUGUUCCUAUCUUUAAUGUGGUUGUGUUUGUGUACGUGUAUGAACCUAAUGAAUUACAAGGUUGGCAACCUGGAGUUUCUGAGGGAGCUGCCCUUUGGGAUGAAGAUUGGGAUAAAUUUGAGGAUGAAGGAUUUGCCAAUGAUCUUACUUUCGGCACAAAAAAUACACCUUCAAAACCCAAGCCUGCAUUUGUUGACGCAGAACAAAAUUUCUCUGAUGAUAAUUUUAUUAAUGGUUCACCUGUGAAUGCAAAUGGGAAGCAAGAAAAUUCUGCUAAUGGUGAUUAUACAGUUGAGGAUGAAUCCUAUGCACACAGUGAAGAAGACUUGGCCAGAAGCCACCAUGAUAGUUUAGCUAGGAGGAGUACCGUGGAGAGUCCUUCUCAAGACUUCGUAAAUGCUCACUUUGGAAAAGGUUCUGAAGCAGAUGCAGAAACACAUAGAAGUUUUGAUGAAUCGACCUGGCGUGCAUUUGACAGCAAUGAUGACGUGGACUCAGUGUGGGGUUUGAACACUAAGACCAAGGACUCCGACUUCGAGCAGGGAGAUUUCUUCAAAUCUGAUGAUUUUGGUCUAAAUCCAGUAAGAAUAGGAUCUACACAUACGGAUGGCACGUUCCAGACAAAAAGUCCAUUUGUUUUUGAUGAUUCAGUACCUGCAACUCCAGUUUCCAAGUUUGAAAACUCUCCCAGGUACAGUGAGGCGGGGGAUCAUUUCUUUGAAAUGUCGAGGUUUGAUUCCUUCAGGCACGAAGGUGGAUAUUCUCCACAACCAGAGACGCUUACGAGAUUUGAUUCCAUAAGUAGCAGCAAGGAUUUUGGCUAUGGUAACGAUAAAUUCACAAGGUUUGAUUCCAUAAGUAGCAGCAAAGAUUUUGGCUACAGUAAUGAUAAUAAAUUCACAAGGUUUGACUCCAUAAGUAGCAGCAGGGAUUUUGGCUACAAUCCUGAGAAGCUCACAAGGGUUGAUUCCAUGAAUAGCAGCAAUGAUUUCGGUUUCGGUCGUCAGGGGCAUGCAAGGUUUGAUUCAAUUAGUAGCACCAAGGAUUUCGGUCACAGUGGUGCAUUCUCUUUCGAUGACUCUGAUCCAUUCGGCUCCUCUGGCCCGUUUAAGGUCUCUUCAGAACAUCAUUCUCCGAAAAAAGGUUCAGAUAACUGGAGUGCAUUCUAG